Drosophila grimshawi is the source of this 6072-nucleotide messenger RNA. RefSeq lists its product as uncharacterized. Gene Ontology annotation, biological process: G protein-coupled receptor signaling pathway. The transcript is spliced from 14 exons. Lineage: Eukaryota; Metazoa; Arthropoda; Insecta; Diptera; Drosophilidae. Bases 716 to 5287 code for a protein of 1523 amino acids. The record is from RefSeq and is a predicted model, not a curated record. Gene Ontology annotation, molecular function: G protein-coupled receptor activity. Gene Ontology annotation, cellular component: membrane.
ACUCGAGCCAGCCAUCGGGAGUCCAGCGUUCAACUCACAGUGGGCCAGAGGCUCAGACCCUCACAGACCGACGAGCAACAAAGGCGCGAGAUUUGAAAAUCAAACCUGAGUGCACAAGUGAAUGAUUCAAAAUAAAUAAGUGAAUAUUUACAAAAAAAUAAAUGAAUAAAAUAUAAAACAUGUGUGAAAUAUAAAUGGCGAUGACAAUGCCUAAAGAUCGAGCAUAAAAAUAGUUGUAUUAUAGUUUUAUGUCAAUCUGAGAAAUAAAUAAUUUAAUGGGGUUUUAAACAACUGCGGCAGAGCUCUUCGUUUUAGCAUCAUCAAAUUCUUAAGCAGUCGUCAACUUGCAUCUAAUAUUGGUGGUUAAGGAAAUGAGCUUCACAAGCAGAACGCCGACGCCCCAAGCCCAAUGCUGCCCACAGCCUGGCUAUGGGGGCAGCCAAGUUUACUCUUUGGCCUUUGAAGUUUAAGGCACAAGAAGAAGAAGAACAACAACAGCAACAACAACAACAACAAUUAUGUCAAACAUGCGCUGUCAAAGGUAACCAAUUUAUAUAGACAAAGGUUAAUUGAAACGACCGCAAAGAAAAGCGGAGAAACGAAAUUUGGCUGAAAAUAUUGCUACUUUAACAGUUUAAUGCCAUUCUAAAAAGAAAAGACGAAUAAAUUUAAAGUCCAACAGCAGUAAAACGGGCCUCAAAGCAGCCGCUAAAAAAUGCGACGGGCCUGCAUCCAUAGACUUCUGUUGCUGCUGCUGCUGCUGCUGGUGUGCGAAUCAUGUGCUCAGCUGGAGGCCUCGUUGGCAUCCGUGUCUCCUUCAACACCACAGCCGGCACGGGCGCGCAUCAAAGCGAAAACGGAAAACAUUUCAGCGCUCGCAUCAAACGCCGGCGAUAGCUUCAACAUACGCCACAGUCGCUCGCGGGCGCAUAUGUUGUACAACAACAAUAACAACAAUAACAACAACAAUGGCAGCACACGAUUAACGUUGGUCAGCGAUGGUUCCCUGCUACGCCCACUUCAAUUACAAACGCCCACACAGCAGCCGACAACAGGGGCAACAGCAGCUGUCACGCAUAAGAUACGUAAAUUGCAUAAGAAGAAAAUCAACGAGAGCAUUCGGAAAAGCGUCGACAAGAGUCUGGGCGUGGUGAGGGAGGUGAAGAACCAUAGGAGCCUAGCUGAGGCCGAGCAUCUGCAGGGCCGGCCCACAGAUGUCGAUGAGGCGGCCCUCAGCGAGGUUAUGCAACUGGCAGACGAGAUUGAUUUGGAGAACUCAUUAGAGUCGACUUAUCAGAAUGUUGUCGUUGAGCACACAUCUGGUGCAGUUGUCAGGAAUUCGGGUAGCCAGAUGACAGCCGGCCGGCAAUUUGUGCGUGCUGAUGCUAAUUAUGAGAAUAGCGAAGAGGAUCAAGCAGAGGCAGAGGCAGAGGCAGAGGCAGUGGUGGAUGUUGAUGCGGAUGACGAUGAGCUGUUGUCAACCACACAAAUGGCAACAUUUGCGCCUCGUCAGCCAACCGCAAACGGGCAAAUGAGAAGCAGCAGCUGGCAACAGACGCGAGUCGCUGGCAGAACUCGACUGCUGCCAGUUAACCACAGUGGUAGCGCCUCAUUGACAGGUGCGCACAAUGUAAAUUUAGCAGCAGAUUCUGCUGAUGCCGAUUACCAGCUCAUGACUGCGGAUAAAACCGUACCAAAAACUGAGAACGAAGCAAGCGCUCAUGCUGAUUCUGAUACUGAUACUGAUGUGGAUGUGGAUGUGGAUAGGGAUGACAAUGAGGAUGCAACGGAAGCGGAUGCUACACACAGCAGUAGCAGUAACAGCAACAGCAGCGGCAACAGUACAGAAUACGCUGAAGCUGAUGCUCACUCGCAGGCCAUCACAAGCCAGCAGGAGGAGAACGAACGCCUGGAGGUCAAUCAAAUUAACUUUAACUUUGAGUCCGAAUCAGAUUCGGAGUCAAUGUCGGAAAGUGACCCUGUGCUGGAUACAUCCGAGGUAACAAUGGAUGAUGGCUAUCCGCCAGAGGUUCUAAUCGAUGACAGCAGCAAACAGUUGGUCAUUGGCGAUGUGGAGGGGGCCGGCGAAGGUGAUGGCGUCGAUUCCAAUCAGAUAACCGCCGAUGUGAUAAAUGCGCGCGACAAUAAAAUUGACUUGGUGUCCAAGUUUCUACAAUAUAUUGAACAGCAGCAUUUGAUGGGAUCGAAUUGUGUGGCCGGCACAUCGCUAAAUCUCGGCGAGGGUGUGGUCGACCGUUAUGCACAGGAUCGAUUUCGUGUUGAGGCCGAGGUGGCCGUCAAUCGCGCCAACAUGCUGACCAGAAUCUUCAAGAUGACGUCGCAUUCAGCGCAGGAGGAUGUCAACUUGCUACACGCUUCGGUGUUGGCCAUGGUGGAGUUCGACGAUGAUAUAUUCGCGGCCGGCAAUUGUUUCGACUGGAAUGAGCAUCCAGCUCAGCCCGGCUUGUUCUGCCCGUUUGCUUAUCGGUUGCCACCACCAAAUUUGGGCGCAAUAUUUGCCAAAGAUCUGGCCAUGGAAUAUCAUUACUUGGGCAAUACAUCCGAAUGGUUCUUUCUGGCUCGCAAGAAUGCCGAGAAGGUGAUAGCACGCAACGAGCAGUACCUGAAGUCCUUUCAUCUGUACUCGAACCGCACCGAGGAGCGCAUCGAGGACGACACGCUGGCCGUGAAGUACGAGGAUGGUAGAUGGUCAAAGCCAUAUUACGACUGUGGCGGUGGUAAUAUUUGGAUGCUAACGUACACAGUUCCAUUCUUUGGCUAUGAGAAUGGCAGCUAUCACUUCAAGGGCACAUCGGGCAUUGAUAUUGACUUGCGCCGCGUGGAUAUCGACCAGUGUCCGCAACGGCACACACCAGGCACAAAGCGACCACUAAACAUUUUUGCCGGCACCGAUAAGUGCAAGCAGCGGACUACCAUGUGCGAGGCAAUAAUGGGUCUGGGCUUUCGGCGCGGCUCCUACAAAUGCCUGUGCCGCAAGGGCUUCUAUUUUCCAGAUGUGGUCGCGCAGCACAAGUUCUUUAAUGGCAGCCUGCUGGAGGAGGAGUACGAGAAGCUGAUGCUGGGCAAGAACUCGACGUACAACAGCAACACCGAAUACGAGUGCCUGCCUUGCGCCGAGGGCUGUGACUCCUGCGAGGAUGCCUCGCCCUGCAUUGCGGCCCUCAACUGGCCCAUGCGCACCAGCAUUGUGGCACUGGCCUGCAUUGUUAUCGGUUUGCUUCCCCCCGCUGCCUGGUUCACGUUUCGCUAUCAACAAGUGAAGGUUGUGCGCGCAGCUAGCCCAGCCCUUUUGCGGGUCAUUGCACUCGGCGCGUUCUGCAUCUAUUGCACGAAUAUUGUGAUGUAUCCGAAUCCGAAUCUCUACACGUGCACCGCACGCAUCUGGCUGCGUGAGAUUGGCUUCUCCCUGACCUACGGUGCACUGAUGCUGAAAACCUGGCGGAUUUCAGUGAUAUUUCGGGUUCGUUCCGCCAAAGCUGUCAAAAUCACAGAUGCAGCGUUGCUCAAGCGGCUGGGCAUCAUAUGCGGCGCGAUUGGAACCUGUUUGCUGGUACGCACAUUGGUGUCGCCCCCGGACGUUGUCGUUGGCCGCACUGCUGAUGACCUCAAGGCGUUUCUGUGCAAAACUGAUUGGUGGGACUAUACAUUCACCUCAAUGGAAGUAUUAUUCUUGGCCUGGGGCGUCCGACUGUGCAUAAUGGUGAGAAAGGCGCCGUCGGAAUUCAAUGAGAGCCGCUUCAUAUCAAUGGCCAUCUACAAUGAGUUCCUGCUCACUUGUUUCCUCAACGUGUCCAUGCUUUUUCUGCAGUCUCCCGCAAAUCCGGAUCUGCUCUAUAUCAUAUUCUUUUGCCACACGCAGCUGACGGUGACGCUGCUGCUGGCCCUCAUCUUUGGCAGCAAGGUUUACAUCGUGCUGCGAAGCGGUAAGUCGCAUCAGGAGAAUAUCGGAAUGGGCGCCAAGGCAUCGGGGGCGAAAUUCAAUUUUCGACCGCAGGUGCGAACCUUUGCCCAUCCAAGUUCGGUGACAACGUCAACGGCGCCUGCAGCUGGCACCACUUCGGCAGAGACGAAGCUCUCCGACCAGGAGGCGCUCGAGGAGAUACGCCAGUUGAGCAUGCAGCUGGAGCGCAUACAGGAGAUGGCGCCACCCAAAGGUGUCGCUGUAAUGACCAUCUCCAGUCUGCUCGACGGUCUUAAGACGCCCGGUGGCAUAAUGAUGGUUGCUGCUGCUGCCACGCAUACAGCGAGCCGGCAGAGUGCGUUGCCUCUGCUGGCGCUCAACGCCGAGAUGCAAAAGUACAACCAGCAGAUGCAGCAAAACAAUAAUGCAAAUGGCAGAGCUGCUGCUGCUUCUGCGGCUGCUGCUGCUGCCGCUGCUGCUGCCGCCUCACGUGGCAGCAUACCCACCAUGGUGCUGGAGACGCCGCCCUCAUCGGCGUCACCAACAACGCCGACAAUUGUCUACGAGGAGCGUGCGAUAAACACCGAGCUAAGUGGCGAUGAUUUUCGGGAGCAGCUGUUGCGUCGCACCGCCGAUGGACACAUCAUCUGCAGUCGGUGUCUGGACGCAUCCAAGGAGCAUUACUAUUGCUGUCCGCCGUUGCGUAAUGCCUGUGAGGAGCUGGGCUCUCCACAGCAGGAGGGCAGCCUGAGUUUUGCCAACAUCAAGCUGGACUGCAUGUGCUCACAGUCCGAGGAUCUCGAUCUAGAUCAGAUGCAACUGGCGCAGCAGCAGCACCAGCAGCAGCAGCUACGUCGACCGGUUGUGCGUACGGCAGCAACGAAUACGCCGCCAACGAGCUGUAAACGUGGUCCGCGCAAUUUGCUCGAGGCGGAGGUGAGCAUUUCGUAUCAAAUUUGUGAUAACUGUAGAAAUAAGUAUAGGCUUAGCGAUAAGCCGUUAAGAAGACGCAGUGGCAGUUGCACACAGGCAGAGCCACACCCAGCGCCGCCCACACAAACGAGAAGCAGUGAGCUCCUCGAUCGCACUGAGGACAACACUGUGACUGUUGUUGUUGGUACGAAAACUGCCCGCUCCACAGAUGACAUUGCGCUCUAUAAGACAACGCAUCCGGGCGAUAGCGAUUCGGAGCCGAUAGCCGCUCAGCUAUCGCUGGGCAAUGUCUCGAACACAUCCAACAAUUCCACUAGCCAAACGGACAAGACGAGUGGCAGCGGGGCGGGCGGGCAGCGGGCCAAGCGUCCCGAUAAGCUGGUGCUUGAUUUGAACGAUCGGUCCAAAUACACCAAGGAGGUUUCUGUAUAAAAGCUUAAGAAAGACAAAGAGAGAUAGAGAGAGAUAGAGAGAGGGAGAGAGAGAGAGGUAGAGAGUGCUUUUCUUUUUGGUUUUUAAAAUUGCAAAUUGAUAAUGAUUAUGUUAUGCAAAUUAAAUAAAAAAAAGACUUUAUGAAAUUUAAUUGUAUGAUGAUAGAAACUAUAGCAAGUAAUACUAUUACAAAGAUAUUAUGAAUAUGUAUAUUAAAACAAUACUAAUAAGUUGGCAAAAACGCUUGAUUUCAAUGAAGCCAAAUGGGACACUUCAGCCGGUCAGCGAUUUGUAUUGCCUUCAGGCCCAAAACACAGGCGCAAAGCAUUUGCAACGAUAAUGAGCCCCAUGUUGUGAAUACUUUGCACUUGGUAAACACACAUAUUCAAAUUGAAAUACAAACACAAACACAUGAAUCUCACACACACACCCACACAGACACAGACACAGAUACAGACACACAAACAAGCAGCGUCGCCGUUUUGUUGAAAAUCAUGUGCUUUUGCAGCAAGCCAAAAUUUAAUUUACAUUUAAAUUGCAUUCGCAAAUAAUUUUAGCUAAGCCGCUAACGAACCUAAUUGCGAACGUCAUCAAUAGCUUAAAGAGUAGCUGACAUGAUCAACCAUUAACUAGUUAACUAAGUCAUGUUUCAAGUGCCGCUAUUGAAAAUGGCAUUAUAAUUGAGCACGCGCACACAGAUAUACAUACCUAGAUUAUUUAGAUAUGUUUCGUACUUCUAGCUGUUAACUGUAAAAUAAACAUAUCUCUGCCAAAAAAAAAGAAAA